Molecule: messenger RNA, 911 nt
Organism: Eimeria necatrix
Lineage: Eukaryota; Apicomplexa; Conoidasida; Eucoccidiorida; Eimeriidae
Exons: 8
Molecular function (GO): ubiquitin binding; phosphatidylinositol binding
Source: RefSeq, a predicted model, not a curated record
CUGGUGGAAAUAUGCGUGAAGAACAACGGCUUAGACUUCGCGCGGCAUAUGGACGAACACUUCUUGCGGUCUAUGGCCAAAGUCCUCAAGAUUACAACCUUCAAGCGGUCGCUCACGAAGGACGUGAAGGACAAAAUAAACAAAAUCAUUGGAGGGCCCUUCGUCCACCCUGGCGUAGCCACUGACCCGAGGAUCCACAAGCUAAAGCGCAAGGUCCUCUUCAUGUUCCAGCUGUGGCAUGAUGCCUUCGUGCUGCAACAAGAAAGAUGCCCAGCGAUUUUCGCCAUGUACAGGAAGCUCAGAAGCAAAGGCGUGGAGUUCCCUCAAGUCGACCGCUCGCACAAGUUCUUCGUGAAGAACGCGGAGGAAUCUCCUGCUUUCAAUUUGCCCCCGGGGGGCCCCCAGGGGGCCCCCGGGGGCCCCCAGGGGGCCCCCGGGGGCCCCCCGCCUCCGCCUGCGGAGGCCCCUGAACCCAUUGAGCAGCUUGUGAGUCGCAUCCGUCGCGCCUUGUCAGUGGCUGCCUCCCCGGGGGCCCCCCUGCUGCAGCGCGAGGAGGCCCUUAGGGUACUAAGGGGGGCCCGGGGGCCCCUCGGCCUUUGGUUGGACUCUUUGUCCAAAACUGACAAAGACCUGCAGCAAAACAUGGCGGCUGUUGCAGCAGGACUUGAGUUGGCCGACGAGGUUGACAGGCAGCUCGCCAAGUCCCAGGGGGGCCCCCCGGGGGGCCCCCCGGGGGGCCCCCCGGGGGGGCCCCUGGGGGGCCCCCAGGGGGGCCCCCAGGCGGGCUCCCCGGGGGGCCCCCUGGGGGGGCCCCUGGGGGGCCCCCUGGUGGGGCCCCUGGGGGGCCCCCUGGGGGGGCCCCUGGGGGGGCCCCUGGGGGGCCCCCUGGGGGGGCCCCUGGGGGGGGCCUC